Ascochyta rabiei is the source of this 552-nucleotide messenger RNA. RefSeq lists its product as uncharacterized. The record is from RefSeq and is a predicted model, not a curated record. Gene Ontology annotation, molecular function: GTPase activity; GTP binding. Bases 1 to 552 code for a protein of 183 amino acids. Lineage: Eukaryota; Fungi; Ascomycota; Dothideomycetes; Pleosporales; Didymellaceae. Gene Ontology annotation, biological process: protein transport. Gene Ontology annotation, cellular component: lysosomal membrane. The transcript is spliced from 6 exons.
AUGGCGAGCAUCUUCCGCCGUAUCUACGACUGGCUCCUUCGCCUCUUCUGGGCGACAGAGAUGGACAUCACCAUGAUCGGGCUGCAAAAUGCUGGCAAGACCUCGUUGUUGAGGGUUCUGGCGGGAGGAGAGUUCACUGUUGACUCCAUCCCUACCGUUGGCUUCAACAUGAAGCGCGUUCAGAAAGGCCAUGUAACCUUGAAGUGUUGGGACCUCGGAGGUCAACCUAGAUUUCGCUCUAUGUGGGAGAGGUAUUGCCGCGGCGUGAACGCCAUAGUAUUUAUCGUCGACUCGGCCGACAAGGGCGCUCUGCCAGUCGCAAGAGAAGAACUGAAGCUGCUCUUAGAAAAACCCGCCCUGGAAGGCAUUCCUCUCCUCGUCCUUGGCAACAAGUCGGAUCUGGCUGGCAAGCUCUCGGUCGACGAGCUCAUCGAUGCGCUGAACCUUAAAGAAGUAUCGCAUCGAGAGGUGAGCUGUUACGGAAUCAGCGCCAAAGAAGAGACAAACCUCGACGCUGUGCUGCAGUGGUUGAUUGCCCGGGCCAGCAAAUGA